Messenger RNA from Acipenser ruthenus (sterlet), 1810 nucleotides. RefSeq names its product T-cell surface glycoprotein CD8 beta chain-like. NCBI's taxonomy places the organism in Eukaryota, Metazoa, Chordata, Actinopteri, Acipenseriformes, Acipenseridae. Gene Ontology annotation, cellular component: cell surface. Gene Ontology annotation, biological process: regulation of immune response. The transcript is spliced from 7 exons. The record is from RefSeq and is a predicted model, not a curated record. Bases 59 to 697 code for a protein of 212 amino acids. Gene Ontology annotation, molecular function: MHC class I protein binding; coreceptor activity.
AGCAAUCGAACUCGGGAGAGAAGCAGCACAGUGAUAAUACUCCUUGAACACAACCAAGAUGAGGCUCCUGGCUUGGCUUUGGGUGGCAGCUUCAUGGGUGGCAGCCGCCAGUAGUUUAAUCCUGACUCAGAUCCCAAACUCUGUAAUUGUGCCAGAAAACAACUCUGUUUCCAUUAGUUGCAAAGGGGAAGCACAAAACAACCAAAAGGCAGUUUUCUGGUACCGGCAGACCAACGGAACAACCGACUUUCAGUUCCUCAUGCAUACAAGCACCAUCGGCAGAGAAACGCAUGCGAAAGGCAUUGAGCAACGGUUCAAAACUACUCUGAGAUCCGGACCCGAACUCUGCAUCUUGAAGAUCAGUAUGCUCAAGAAAGAAGACAGCGGGAUGUAUUACUGCACUGUCUUGCAUGAUGGGAUUUACACAGCGGCCAGAGGAACCAACCUGACAGUAGGAGAGCUUCCUCCACCUCCACCCCCAACCACUAAGCCCACGAAGCCAAAGCCAAAAAAACCCUGCCACUGUUCCAGUGGGAUUCUAAAGACAAAGGGCUUCUCCUGUGGCUCUCUGGUUUUGGGGCCCCUGGCUGCAGGUGCCGCCGCCCUGCUUGUUGCUGUGGUCAGCACCCUGUACUAUUUUAGCAGGCUGCCCAAGAAGUGUCGUCACAGAAUGAUAAAGAAAAAGCUGUUGCAUUGAAACGUCUCUUUACUAGGGGUUCCUGGGGGCCAUCAAUCAAGGGCCCCCUUGUUUGCCAUGCUGUGAGACAGGAGCACAUGAUAUGAAUGAAUGUUGGGAACUCUGCAACAGAAAACUUCACAAGACUUUCAUAAAAUCUUGAAAUGCAUACUGAUAGUUCAAAGAAAUUAUACAAAUGGUAACAAUUUACUGUGUGUCUUUAACUGCACUGUAAUAACACAGCAAUGACACAUGCUGUAGUCAUGUAGUUACGAUGCACUGUUCAAUUACAGUGUAUUUACUGAAGCUGUUGUGUUUUAACCAAGAGGUUUCCCGGUAAUUACAUUGUAGUUAGAGGCGUUUACUGUAAAGUGUUAUCUUAUCAAUAGUUCAUGUCAUUUCCAUGGCUUGUCCUUGCUUCACGUGUGGCACAGCGCCUCCUGGGUAUUUGUGUUUGAAAACAGGGCUGUGAUGAGAUAACAGAGUGCAGUCUGAUCCUCACCCCAGCAUAGAGAGCUUCAUUAAUACCACUCUCUCUCUCUUCACUGCCUGUACCCGCUGUAGCUUCAUUAAUACCACUCUCUCUCUCUUCACUGCCUGUACCCGCUGUAGCUUCAUUAAUACCACUCUCUCUCUCUUCACUGCCUGUACCCGCUGUAGCUUCAUUAAUACCACUCUCUCUUCACUGCCUGUACCCGCUGUAGCUUCAUUAAUACCACUCUCUCUUCACUGCCUGUACCCGCUGUAGCUUCAUUAAUACCACUCUCUCUUCACUGCCUGUACCCGCUGUAGCUUCAUUAAUACCACUCUCUCUUCACUGCCUGUACCCGCUGUAGCUUCAUUAAUACCACUCUCUCUUCACUGCCUGUACCCGCUGUAGCUUCAUUAAUACCACUCUCUCUUCACUGCCUGUACCCGCUGUAGCUUCAUUAAUACCACUCUCUCUCUUCACUGCCUGUACCCGCUGUAGCUUCAUUAAUACGUAUGCAUAACAUUCCAAUUGUGCAUCUAUAAACAGCCUGCUACUACCAAUGAUUUUCAGAAAAUGUGCAUUUCUUUAUUUUCCUACUUGUAAAUAUUUUCAGAAAAUUAUACUUUUAAAAGUGUUUUUUCUUUAAUAAAUAAAUAAAUACA